Messenger RNA from Coregonus clupeaformis (lake whitefish), 2341 nucleotides. Its product is annotated as lysyl oxidase homolog 1-like. Bases 1 to 609 code for a protein of 202 amino acids. Gene Ontology annotation, biological process: peptidyl-lysine oxidation. The record is from RefSeq and is a predicted model, not a curated record. The transcript has 6 exons. NCBI's taxonomy places the organism in Eukaryota, Metazoa, Chordata, Actinopteri, Salmoniformes, Salmonidae. Gene Ontology annotation, molecular function: protein-lysine 6-oxidase activity; copper ion binding.
AUGUACAAUCCGAUGGACGAUAAUGGCAUUGUGGUGGACUGGACUCUGGGGACACUUGGGGAGGAGGAAGGGGCGGGUGUGUGUUAUGUCAGCUGCACUGCCUAUAGCGCUGACACUACAGACUAUGACGUUAGAGUCCUGCUUCGCUUCCCACAGAGGGUUAAGAACCAGGGGACAGCUGACUUCAUGCCCAACCGACCCCGACACACCUGGGAGUGGCACAGCUGCCAUCAACACUACCACAGCAUGGAUGAGUUCAGCCACUAUGACCUGCUGGAGGUCACCACAGGAAGGAAGGUGGCUGAGGGACACAAGGCCAGCUUCUGUCUGGAGGACACCACCUGUGACUUUGGUCACCUGAAGCGUUAUGCCUGCACAUCUCACACUCAGGGUCUGAGUCCGGGCUGCUACGAUACGUACAACGCUGAUAUUGAUUGCCAGUGGAUUGAUAUAACAGACAUCCAACCUGGGAACUACAUACUAAAGCUCCAGGUCAACCCUAAGUACCUUAUCUUGGAGUCAGACUUCACCAACAAUGUGGUGAGGUGUAAUAUCCACUACACAGGACGCUUCGUCACAGCAACCAACUGCAAGAUAUCUCAGUCCUGAUUGGACGUGGGAAGGCUGCCCAGCCAGGGUGAGUCCUCCAGGACAGUGCUGUUCCAUUGAAAUGUGAAUGGAAUUAUUUUUGUUGCUGUUGUUUUGUUUGUGCUGUUUUUGGUUUCCUGGGCCCAGAGUGAACAAGGGUUCCAGUGGCACUGAAGAGAACAUGGGGAUAUUUACACAAGCACACACACUGAAAAACCCAUACUAAACUCAACAUUCCAGUCUCCCACAGUCUCCAUUGUUGUUUCCCUUCUAUGUAAUCCAUAACCUUCUCUCCCAGACCAACCCCACUGCUCUUAUUUCUACUCUGACAGCUUUAAGGAGGCUUUUGUACAUGAAAUAGGAAACAUCUUGGAUAUUGUGAGUGGCUUGGUUUGGUUUUAAAUAAGUUGUGAAAUGGAGCUGGUGCUGAAAUUAGUGGUCCCAGACGAGUCUGUGUUCAACUGCAAUCCAACCGAAAAAAAAAUAAUUGUGCAUUCAUCCAUGCUGUCUGGGAGGAAGACAUGCCAGCCCAGCCAGUGACUCACAAGGACCAUUAUAGUGCUGUUUUUCAUCUUCUCUCUGUCUCUUUGUGCCAGGUUGAAAACAAUGUGAUUCUCUGAGCACAUCUGCAUAGUGUAAUAUUAUCGAGAGACUAGAGAGAGGGGAGAAGCCAGGUCUUGUUUGUUUAAAUACGUUAGUCUCCAUCAAGUAGUCAGUCAACAUAAAGAGGCUGUCAGAACCCAGAGCGUUACUGUCUCUAAAUACCGUCAAAGUCAGUUUUGUAUUUGUCUCACAAGAAAACACAAAGCUUAGCUGGCAGAACUGCCAUUUGUUUUCAAAGAGGUGCUUUCCAGAAUGAAACUUACAUUGGGUUUUUCUUUUUCAACUACCAACACUGGUCAGAUGCCAAAUAGGUUAUCUGUAGCUUUGUAAGAAGAAUGUACAUGACAAUUAACCCACUGAUGCAUGGUUUUAGCUAUGGAGAACUGUACUUGUUUUAAUUGAUUGUAUUUUGAUUAUUCUCUUUUUUAAUGAAAGGGUCUUUAGUACUGUGUUUGAAUUGUUGCUGUAUUUGUGAAAUUCCAGGAACUCAUAUAUCGUUUUUUAUUGUGAAUCCAGAUCAUACUUUUGGUUUGUUCAAUUGAGUGUGUUGCGGCAGAGAGUGACUGUAAAAAAGAAACUACUGUUGUUAAAACCUAUCAUUGUUAUGCCAUUACACUAGUAGGUUUAGUUUGGCGUUACAGACAGACAGAGUGCCGAAAUGCCAUCUCUACCUACCUCUAAAAGAGUGAGCUAUUGUUUCCAGUUGAGUGGAAGGUUUGUAUUAGACAUCCCUGUGAUGGUGGCCCACUAUGGCCUCCCACACACUCCGUUGCAGCACACACCUACAGUAAAACACUUAAGGGAAAGGAUUUAGAAACAUGAACAAGUGCAGAACAGGCAUAGUCUUGUAUUCUGUUUAUAUAUCAUAUUACACAUUAACAUUUUAACAUUGUACAUAGUAGUCUAUCAGUGCUAUCAUUGACCAACACUUCUUUGUAUUCUGGUUGCUCAUGAUAUUGUAUGUUUACCAAGACAGGUGGGAAGUAUUAUUAGGAGAUUCUAUUCAAUCAAUGGAAUUACAAUAUUAGACUUGUGGAUUAUAGCAAGUAUCAUUAAAUAUAUGAGUGUAUGUUGAUUGGCUUGAAUUCUUCUGUUCUUGAACACCUGUCAAAAAUGGCAUACCCAAUAAAGACAUACAUUUACACCUCUA